Xenia sp. Carnegie-2017 is the source of this 1686-nucleotide messenger RNA. RefSeq names its product interferon-induced helicase C domain-containing protein 1-like. The transcript is spliced from 3 exons. The record is from RefSeq and is a predicted model, not a curated record. Bases 63 to 1265 code for a protein of 400 amino acids. Gene Ontology annotation, cellular component: cytoplasm. NCBI's taxonomy places the organism in Eukaryota, Metazoa, Cnidaria, Anthozoa, Malacalcyonacea, Xeniidae.
AAGAUUUUGAAAAAUCUGCCCAUCCUCACGGAAGUCAGCGAUAUGAAAAUUGGGUGGUGGAGAUGCUCAAGAAAGAACUGGGGCGCGAUCUUUUUACGUGUUUUGAGCAUCUAAAAGAAUACAACAAUUCUUUAAUGAUUAAUGAAGAUGUCCGCUCUGAGGAUGCCCUUCGCUAUCUAAAGGAAAAUAUAAACUAUAAGUCAUCGACCGAUAUGGAAAAGAAACUUUGUGUGCUAUUUGACGAUGCUGUUUCGGCUAUCGAAUGCUCCAUCCCAGUGGUGAGUCCAGGUUUGCAAGUGUUGGAGCAACGUCUUGUUGAUAAGUUAUCUGGCGAUGGCAACAAAUCGAAGGGAAUUAUUUUUGUGAAAACAAGGCUGGUUGCUUUUGCUCUUCUCAACUGGCUUAGAUGUUCCGCGUCUUUAGAAGGGUUGGUGAACAAUCCCUCUGUUGUGAUUGGUUGCGGCCAAAGAAAUGGACUCGGUGGUAUGCCCAAAGCCAAACAAGAUCGGGAGAUAAGAAACUUUCGCAACGGUGACAGCAACAUCAUUGUAGCCACAUCAGUCCUACUUGAAGGUAUAGAUGUCCCCGAUUGCAAUUUCGUCAUCAACUAUGGCAUGCCUGGUAACGAAAUAACGUUUAUGCAAGCUCGUGGCCGAGUAAGGUCACGAGAGACUGGUCACGACAGUUGGCAAUACGAGAUUAUCGUACCACAUGAUCAAGCCACGAUGAAGGAGCGUGAUAUGGAAAAGGAGAAAUUAAUGAAAGACGCACUUUUGAAAGUAAUAAAUCAAAACAAAGAAGAAUUUGACAAACAGUUGGUCGAAAUCCAACAGAAAAUACUCGAAGAGUACAAUAAAAUGUCGACUAAGAAUCCUGCCAAAGAUGUCACAGAUGAUGUAAAAUUGUUCUGCAAGAAAUGUGACGUGUUUGCAUGCAAGGCAAAAGACAUAAAGAAAUGCUAUACUUCUUAUAUUGUCCCCGAUUACACGGAAAAUCUUCCUAACGCCAGCUUUGAAGCCAUUGAAGGCGCGCCAAGCACCGGUAGGUGUCCUGGAUUUGAUAUGAUCGGGAAGACAGUCUGCAAGAAUUGUGGUUUCAACUGGGGUAAACGAGCAAGGAGCGAGCACGGGGAUUUUCCACUUCUGAAAAUUGCUAAUUUCCGCGUUGAAAUUGGUACUUUAAAUGGAAGACGAUUGUACAAAAGUGGUCUGACUUUCCCUACAAAUUGGAGAAAUUUGAUUCUGCUGCAUUCUAAAACCGAAUAGAUAUCUUAACAGAAGUCCACUCGUCUCGGAACCUUUGAUGUUUGUGUCCCCCACUUUUCUGGAGCAAAUUCUAAGCAGACACGCCUUCCAGCAAGAUACUUCCGCUAGAUCGCAAUAGAAAAUAUAGAUGUUUUCACAAAUGUAGCGUUUUGCACUACAAAAGCUUUGAACUUUAUAUUCUCUGCAAGAUGAUAACUCUUUAUAAAAAUUUCGGCAAACUUUAGCUUCAAACGUGAAUUAUCAGUACAAUACUAUUCCGUAUUGAUUUUGUGAAAGUAUCUUGCUGGGAAGUCACGCAUGCGCAGUAAAAAAAUUAGGCACGAUUUUAGCCGAGUGAGCCUUCUGUUAGAUGUCUAUUCUGUGCCCGACGAAAACAAAAAUUAAUAAAAUAGAGACUUUGUCGUGGUGACAAAUCUGAAAA